UGACCAUACCAUAAACGAGUCGCUGCGCAGAAAAUCAUGAAUUGACUUCUCUCAGAAAUAUGUAAAUAUUGACGAAUUUAAAGAAAUUUUUUAAGAAAUGGAUGAAUCAGUAGAGGCCAUGGAGCCUGAAUCCGUGGAAUCUGGAGUCGUCGAUCCACCGGAGAAGAAUUCCGCGCCAUUGUUACGACCAGGAAGUAUGGUGAUGAUGUCUUUAACUGUAGCUGAUUAUGAAAUGCAUUAUUGGCCAAAACUUCAGGGAGCUAUUGACCAACUUCUUACUCUAAAACCAGGAGGAUAUAUUUCUAUAUCUUAUGAACAAAUGUAUAGCUGUGUAUAUAAGUGUGUGUGUAAACAAUUUUCCGAGAGAUUAUACAAAGAUUUACUGAACCACAUAGAACAACAUGUCUGUCAUUUGGCUGAACAACUCUCUAACAGUAUGCAAGAUUCCCGUCAUUUUGUAGAAACAUUCGCUUUUACAAUGAACCAAUAUUUGCAAGCUUUAGCUGGGAUAGUUCCUAUAUUUAAUUAUAUGAAUCGAUUUUAUGUAGAAAAUAAAUUAAAAACUGAUCUAAAUGAAGAAUUAAGAAAAAUAUUCCGUUCACAUGUUGUAGAUAGUCAAAUUACCAAGCUGUUGAAUUUAGUGGAUGAAGCUAGUAGUCAGCCGUUUGCUAUCUCCCCGCCAACCAUGGCUAGUUUAAUACAAAAUUUAUUCAAUUUAAAUUCAGAAUAUGUUCAUUUAAAGCCUGGAUUAUUUUCACGAUAUAUACCCAACGUUCUUCCUCCUACUUCUGCUAAUCAGAUGGAAGCCUAUAUAGCAGAAGUCAAACAGAUGCAGAGUGAUAUGCACAAAAUGCAAGGUUUCAACAGUAACUGUGAUGGGAGUCGUAAACGAUCUUUUGAAGAAGAUGUGUCAAUAAAUUAACGUAGAGAAAGAAAGUGACAGACGUGUGAUUAUAUUAUUGACUGUUGGAGAGUAUUUUACUGUGAUAUAUAUAAACAGACAAUUUCUUUUCUCGUUCCACAGAUUUGACGCAAACAAACAAUAAAUUAAAUAAGUCAUUUUGUGAGUGAAGAUCUAACUAUUUUACGCUGAACUUGUGAGUAAUAUUGUGUAACGAAAAUCCACAAAUUUUACCGCAAAACCAAAAGAAAACGUGUGAAAAUCCAAAGGUUGAAGACUAAAUGCAAAUGGACAUAUUUGUUUGUGUAAAAACUUUUACUCAUAUGUGUAUGUAUAUAUAUAUAUAUAUAUAGACGAUCUGGUAUUUGAUCGUUGCGUUUUAUUUGAUAACAAAUCAAUGAAGUUUUGUUGUUAUUUUUUGUGCUAAUUAUCAACUCUAUUUAAUCAAAGAUUUUGUUUUUUUUUUCUUCUGGCUAGUGCUCUCGUAGUGAUAUGGUGUGUUUCAAGCCAUAGCUGCACGCUGACUUAAAUUUCAUAGGAUACAAAAGUUUACAGGGAAAAUAUUUGAGAUAUUUAUAAAGUGAUUAUUUGUGUUAUAUUUAUUUUAUCUUCUACUAUCCCACUCGUGGACUUAAACAGAAUAAAAGAUUUCCCCUGUUGAAAGUUGUGAAUAGAGCAUUCGUUAUCAAUCUCAUUAAAACACAGAUCAUAUUCAUUUUGUUUUUUAUAGUUUAAAAUUUCGUUUUACUUGUCUGGAAGAGUUAUAUUUUGUUUUUAUAAGGGAUCGGCCAAUGAAAUGGUCUGUUACAGCGAGUUUUUGGCGUGAGGUGUACGGAACUGUGAGUAACCCACUAGAAACAUCAAUGCUGAUUGGUUAAUCAAAUGUCUGGCGUCAUAGGGUCAAAAGUCGCUUGUAUAACCACUGACGCGACCUUCCACUACAACCAGUUAGAUCUUCAUGUAGUGUAGGCCAUCGAAAGUAUAAAAAAAAAUGAAAUAUAGAUCUGUAUUUUAAUCCAAUUGAUUCUUAUUGAUAUUAGGAUUUAUUACCGUUAUAAUUUGAUAUGAUAUUGAUAAUUUGAUAUGAUAUUGUAAUCUAUAAUGGUCAUACAAGAGGCGUUUUUAUCCACCACUGAUUAGCCCAAGUAAUUUGCAUCCAGUCAAAUUUUCAUCUUUAAUUUCCAUCUAAUUCAAAUCGCUUACCCUAACCAACAAAUUUUUUGACAUUGAUUUCCAAAGUUAUCACCACAAAUCACCGCUGGUGCGAUUUGACGCUUUGAUAGGGUGAUAACAUGUUUUUUUUCUUUCAACUAUGUUCAGCCAGAAGAAUUGUGUACAGCUAAUCUGCUUUUUACCAAAUUCGCCAACUUUGAAAUCGACUAUACUGUCACAUGACAUCUCCACUAAAUGUCAAAUUGAUUUGGCAAGUCA
This is a messenger RNA of Patella vulgata (common limpet), 2332 nucleotides long. RefSeq names its product CDK2-associated and cullin domain-containing protein 1. Gene Ontology annotation, molecular function: ubiquitin protein ligase binding. Gene Ontology annotation, biological process: ubiquitin-dependent protein catabolic process. The record is from RefSeq and is a predicted model, not a curated record. Bases 98 to 922 code for a protein of 274 amino acids. NCBI's taxonomy places the organism in Eukaryota, Metazoa, Mollusca, Gastropoda, Patellidae. The transcript is spliced from 8 exons.